Molecule: messenger RNA, 1047 nt
Organism: Cylicocyclus nassatus
Lineage: Eukaryota; Metazoa; Nematoda; Chromadorea; Rhabditida; Strongylidae
Source: the annotation of a GenBank genome assembly
AUGUUUUCGGCACGGAAUGCUGGCCUGCUGGCAUGUGCCUUCUCCACUGGAGCGCUUCUGGUUUGCCUCUUCUAUAUGCCAGCUUUGGUAGUGAAGAUUCAAAACAUCAACGAUCAGCUUCGAGUCGAUUCGGACGAGUUCCGCGUUAUCGCUGACAUGACAUGGACGGAACUGUCAAAAGCCCGACUCAGCGAUGCAGGAAGGAUUAGGAGACAGGCAUAUGGAGCACCGCCUCCACCACCAAAAAAGAGCACCUAUACAUUGCCGACAUCUUAUGUGAAGCAGGAUGCCUUUGUUGAACAAGCGGUGUGCAACUGCGAUCCUAAUAAUGCUUGCCCGCCGGGACCUCCCGGGGCUCCUGGAAAGCCAGGAAUGGACGGCGAGCCGGGAGCACCUGGAAAACCUGGAGCCCCCGGACUUGCUGGCAUUGCUCCUCCCGUUACGAUUGACCCUCAACAAGGUUGCCGCGUUUGUCCACAUGGUCCUCGCGGACCACCAGGACCACCUGGAGAGGCGGGACCAAUGGGACCGGAAGGAAUGCCGGGAAAUCCUGGAAGACAAGGAGAAGCUGGCCGUGAUGGAUACCCUGGACAACCUGGAAUUCCUGGAGAAAGCGGUAAACCAGGAAAAGUUGGAGAACCAGGAGCACCUGGUAGAGAAGGUGUCCGCGGUGCGAAGGGAGCACCCGGAGAGAAGGGAGAGCCAGGACCUCAAGGGCAGAAGGGACCCUCCGGAUAUCCUGGACGUGAUGGACAACGAGGACACGAUGGUGAAGUCGGGCCUGCCGGACCUCAAGGACCACCUGGCUUGCCGGGAGAGCGGGGUCAGCAAGGUGUUGCCGGAGCUCCAGGACAACCUGGGCCCGACGGCUCUUACUGUAAAUGUCCAGAACGAAGCUUGGGCGUCAACAAAUACGAGAAGCCAGCAGUGUCUGUUGAGCCGCCUUCAUACGAACCCGCAGCGGCUGUGCAGUCGCCAGCUCCAUCGUACGAGGCAUCUGCGGAGACUCCUCGUAGUCCGUAUCGCAAGUGGAAAUGGCUUCAAUAA